AUGGCAUGGAAUGGCACUGACUUUGUCAAGGAGCUAGGGGACAUCGAGAAGCUGCUUGCUUUCAACCCAAACCAGGGUCUGCAGGAGGGGCUGGUCAAGGCUCUGUUGACAAAGUGUGAUCACAGCCAGCUGACUGCUGGCGACUAUUGUGCCAUGCUUGAGAAGGUUGACCACAGUACCUUGACAGAUGAGCUGAAGACCAUAUUGAAGGAUUCGCUUUUGCUUCGUGCAUCCACAGGUACGACAAACGAAGGUGGGUCUGCCAUUGUGAAGACACCACAGACCUUGGUCAAUCUCCCCGCCUAUUUGACCAAGGCUGAGAUGAUGGAUGUAAUGCAAGGAAACUUGUAUGACGUUCCCCAUAUCAUCAUCAGAAGGUUGUCUGCCCUCGGUGUGAAGUCUCUCAAAGAAACAACGAAGCGGGCCGCCGUCGCAUUAAUCGUACAGUCCAUCAUGUGGCACGGGAAAAGCAAACCCAGUGCCGACGAAAUAUAUGGUCUGGCACAACAGAUCGGCCUCUUGUUCGCUGCCCACAAGCCCUCGGGCUGCAUGGUUUCGGGCUUGAAGAAGUACCCACACCUCCCUACAGACCUGGACAAAGAUUGGCUGUCCAGAGCCUAUCCCAAAGACCCACCUUCGAUGGUAGAUCUCCCACAGCUUUUCGAGCUAGGAGCCCAGUGCCCGAUGCGAUCCACCAGCAAGCUCCUUUCCAGUUGCUCGAAAACGAAGCUUCAACCCUUGGUGGACAAGGUUGAGGACCGACUCCUCGAGUUGUUCAAAAGCUUGUUGGGUGGCAACUGGCAGGCCGCCCUGCAGGGUGGCAAAGAAAGCUCGAGCAGUGGUGCCAAGAUCACUUUCUUUGACCAUGUGAAGGAUGGCAACCAUGGGCCAGGCGACGGCAUGCAGGGCUUGUCUAAGGAGGAUGACCCGCCUGCUUUGCAGCAGAAGGGGCAUGCAGCGGGCUCGGGUAACUUGUCGUUGGAGGAGUACGAGAAGCAGGCAAUGAUCGAGGUUCAAGAGAAGACCAAAAAUGGGAGGAAUUCCAACAAGCAGGGCACCGGCCAAAAGGACAAGAAUCCCAUGAAGAAGCAGGGCACCGGCAAAAAGAACAAGAAUCCCAUGAAGAAGCAGGGUAGCGGCUGUGAUGUUUGCGAGAACCCGAACUUUGCGGGGAUGAGGCAUGACAUGAAGCAAGCAGUGAAACAGGCCAUUGCAAGUUGCACUGCCUAUGGGGCCCUUGUGCAACAACUUCCGGCGAAGUCACUGGCCGGUGCAGACCUUAACAUACCAUGCAUCAACCUGGCGAGUCUUAUUCAGGGCAUGUAUGCAGCAGGUGGUUAUUUUUACCAAAUGUUGAAUCAUGUGCACGAAGCAUCACCAUCCAGCAUAGGAUCCCCCUGGCGGGGGGUCCUUUAUUCCGAUGAAGUACACCCGGGCAAUCAGUUGUCCUCCCAAGGGCGAAAAGUCUGGGCGGUGUAUUUCUCGUUUCUGGAGCUGUCACCGAAGUUGCUUUCGAACGAGCAUCAUUGGUUUACACUGAUGGCGGUCAGAACCGAACUGGUGCAGAAGGUGUCGGCUGGUAUAGGCCAAUGUUUGAGGUUGCUGCUUGAGUCCAUGUUUGCCAACGAGUUCGGAAAUCCAGAGCAUGGCUUGGCAUUGAAGAGGCCGAGCAAAAGCAUCAGACUAUUCUUUACACUUGCUAUGACACUUCAGGACGGAAGUGCACAGAAACACACAUACUCGAACCGGCAAGAUGCCGGUUCGAGAGUUUGCAUGCUUUGUAAGAACAUCUUUUCCCUACGGUCAAAAAGCUCUGAGGAUGAUGUCAAGAUAUCGGCAAAACAUUUGACAUGGGAUGCAUGCCAUCAAGCUACAGACGACGAGCUCUUGGAAUCGUGGGAACGAAUGGAAUCAAGACACCGGACAGAGUCCAAAAGCAAGUUCCAACAGUGGCAACAGGCUUGUGGGUGGUCUUUCUCGCCGCAUGCCCUGAUGAUGAGCACUGUUCUACGAAGUCUGAAUGUAUUGCGGCCGGCUUCGCAAUAUUGCUUUGAUUGGAUGCAUUCUUUAUGCAGCAUGGGAGUCCUCAACUGCAUAAUCCUGUGGGUGCUGGAAGCCACUGGAAAAGCUGCUACCUUUCAUGACUACUUGCAACUCUGGCAAUGGCCGAAAGCCCAGAAAGCAGCGGCACUGCACAAGCUGUUCAGCCAGGAGAAGAUGAAGGCACACAGGAAGGCAAAUUACAUCAAAUGCUCAGCCUCUGAGGUUUUAGCAAUUUCAAAGCCUUUAGAAUAUUUUUUGCAUACCUGCUGCCCCAGCCCGGAUGACACUCUUGCAAAGGAAGCUUGCUUGUCUUGGUUGGAAGUCUUGGCCAUCUUGAUAGCUUGUACACUACAACUGCCUCCAGCAGGCCUUUUGUUGCAGACUGUCGAGCGAGCAUUGUCCCUCACCGUCGCCGCCGGGUGGGGAGACCAGAUGGCUCCGAAGUUUCAUUGGUGUUUACAUUUUGAGGCAUGUCUGUCACGAUUUCGAUGCAUGCCAGCAUGCUGGACACUGGAGCGAAAACACAAAUCAGUGCGAAAAUACGGCACAGCUACCAGCAACACCACCAACUUUGAACAAGGGUUAUUGGAGGAGACAAAUGCUGAACAGCUUGCCUUGCUUUCGAGCGACACUCCAUUUCGAGCUGGCCCUCAUCUCCUGCAGCCUCACCCCGUAUCCGCCAAAGUAAUGGCACAACUUCUGCAGAGCAACAUCGUGUCUGAGAGUGAUUCCUGCAACUGCAGCAAAGAGUGCCGGCUAGCUUCUGGUGCUGUCUUGCAUACCGGUGAUGUUGUUUUGCACCAUGCAGCUGCCGACAAUGAAUCACCCAUCCCCUUUUGCUGUGGCCGACUCCAAUGGCUUAUCGAAGUGGACGGCUAUGUUGCAGGUGUUGUGUCCAGAUGCGAGUAUGUUUCCCAUGAUGCAGUGAAGCAAGUGGCCAAGUGGAGGAUUGCAGGUGAAGCCCUAUCCAUCAUGCAGGUUGAUGCUUUCCUGUGCAGUGUAGUUUACAAUAACAAUGCAGGCAUUCUCACCACCCUGCUACCCCGCCACCUGUGCAACAGCAUGGCUUGA
Messenger RNA from Symbiodinium sp. CCMP2592, 3114 nucleotides. Lineage: Eukaryota; Dinophyceae; Suessiales; Symbiodiniaceae. The record is from the annotation of a GenBank genome assembly.